AUGUCGUGUGACAAUUUGAACCUAGAUGCUACAAUUGACAGCAACAGCACGACAUCAGAGCCACUCACACUCGACAGUAUCAGUCGCCUUUUGGAUUCUAAGCUUAAGUCCAGUUUUUUAGAAUUUUCUCAAGUGUUUAGAGCUACUUUAAAGCAAGACAUUGUAGAUAUCGUUCAUAGAGAAAUGAAUCCAGUAAUACAAGAAAUAAAAAACGAUUUCACGAAUACUACAGAUUUCAUAUGUGAGGAACAAAAAUACCUUAAACUCCAAAUAGAAGAAAAAAAUAAGAUCAUUAAGAAUAUGGAGUCUGAAAACAUUCGUUUGCAAGCAUCUUUAAGUAGAAUUGAGGAUGAGCUGGCUAUCAUGGAGAGGAACUCAAGAGCCUGCAACGUUGAAAUACAAGCUGUACCGGAGAGCAAAAAUGAAAAUGUGUUAAUGUUGUUCAAGAAAUUAUGUAGUGUCAUUAACUUUACAGUGGAUGAUUCUUCCAUACGAUUUUGCCAUCGUGUAGCCAAGAUGAAUCAUACUUCCGGGCGGCCUCGUAACAUACUCGUGGGUCUAUCUUCUACUUCUCAACGAGAUGAAAUUUUGUCUGCAUUUUAUCGCUUUAACAAGGCUCAUCGUAAUGAUAGACUAGGAUCAACACAUUUGGACAUCAAUGGAGAACAUCAGAAAAUAUUUGUGAGCGAACAUCUUUCACCAACUUUAAAAAUGUUAUACUCUGAAUCUCGUAAAUUAACUAAAUCUCAUAACUAUAAGUAUGUAUGGGUACGUUUUGGAAAGAUUUUCGCUAGACGUGACGAUGAUAGUCCCGCCAUCUGGAUAAAGAAUCAUGAAAUUUUAGAUAAGCUUCAAAAGCCUUAA
This is a messenger RNA of Melitaea cinxia (Glanville fritillary), 864 nucleotides long. RefSeq lists its product as uncharacterized. The transcript has a single exon. The record is from RefSeq and is a predicted model, not a curated record. The coding region runs from base 1 to 864 and encodes 287 amino acids. Lineage: Eukaryota; Metazoa; Arthropoda; Insecta; Lepidoptera; Nymphalidae.